AAAUCGCCAUGUCAGCAAUAUCAAGGAGACAGUUUACAAUAACAGAAAUGAAUUGAACAGGGAAGUAGCAAAUGCAAGCAAUGGCUUCUCAAUCCUUGUCUGCUUCAUUUCUGCAUACCAAUUGUCAGAGAAGCUUCGCCUUUAAUGUCUGUCCACGCAAGCCAAAAACAUCUCCCCCUCACAAAUCACGCUGGGGAAACUUUCAGUCAUUUGCAGGAAAGUUGGGGAUUAUGUACUCCCCGAACAACUGCCAAUUGCUGGAGGCACCAAACGGAUUCGAUUCUUCUAGAAGGGAAGCUGCAAUCGGUUUGUUGGCUGGAGCAGCUGUAAUCCUCUUUUCUUGUGAUGAAGUAGGAGCUACAUCAACAAGCAAAAGAGCUCUAAGGGCACAAAAGAUACCUGAAAGCGAGUUCACAACUCUUCCAAAUGGGCUCAAAUACUAUGAUAUCAAAGUUGGAAGUGGAGCUGAAGCUGUAAAGGGAUCACGAGUUGCGGUACACUAUGUAGCAAAAUGGAGAGGUGUUACUUUUAUGACUAGUAGACAAGGCAUGGGCGUUACUGGUGGCACUCCCUAUGGAUUUGAUGUGGGGGCAUCUGAAAGAGGAAAUGUUCUAAAGGGGUUGGACUUGGGAGUUCAAGGCAUGAAAGUUGGAGGGCAGCGCUUGCUAAUAGUACCACCUGAGCUUGCAUAUGGCAAUAAAGGAAUUCAAGAGAUUCCACCAAAUGCAACACUUGAGUUUGACUUGGAGCUACUUAGCAUUAAACAAAAUGCUUUUGGGUCACCUGUAAAAAUUGUUGAAGGAUAAAUACAAGAUUUAUGUAAUUAUCAUACACUAUUCAUUGCAGCUUUUUAGCACAAUCUCGAUUUAUUUAUAAAAUACGUCUUUUGUUUCC
Cryptomeria japonica (Japanese cedar) is the source of this 894-nucleotide messenger RNA. RefSeq names its product peptidyl-prolyl cis-trans isomerase FKBP16-4, chloroplastic. Lineage: Eukaryota; Viridiplantae; Streptophyta; Pinopsida; Cupressales; Cupressaceae. Gene Ontology annotation, molecular function: peptidyl-prolyl cis-trans isomerase activity. The record is from RefSeq and is a predicted model, not a curated record. The coding region runs from base 72 to 806 and encodes 244 amino acids. The transcript is spliced from 9 exons.